Messenger RNA from Triticum urartu, 1097 nucleotides. RefSeq names its product HSP20-like chaperones superfamily protein. Lineage: Eukaryota; Viridiplantae; Streptophyta; Magnoliopsida; Poales; Poaceae. Gene Ontology annotation, biological process: protein folding. Gene Ontology annotation, cellular component: cytoplasm. The record is from RefSeq and is a predicted model, not a curated record.
GGGGGACGCAGCUGUUUGGCCGCUGUUUGGCCGAAGCAGACCAUCUUCCCCAAUCGAAACAACCCGCUGUUUGGCCGAAGCAGACCACCCACGCAGCAGAUUCUGCGGGCUCCGGCGGCCCCUGCCACCUCCGGCGACAUCUACGUGCUCCCCUCGACCUCCUCCACAAAUCCCCUUUGCUUGGUUGGUCCGCCUCCAGCCCUGCACGUAUAUCGACGACGCCACCAAACCCUACUUGUCGCCGCCCUCCUUAGUCGUUGACAUCGCGGGAGUGGCGUUCUGCGGCGUCUCUUCUUCUCCAUCUCCCUCAACCAUCGCGUUCCUCAGCCGAUCCAGAAGCCUCUAGAAGCGUCGCGAGCGCCGAAUCCCGCGGCCAUGGCGGAGAGGCUGGCACCCGAGAAGCGCCAUGCCUUCGUCCACAAUGGGCAGAAGGUUUUCGAAUGGGACCAGUCGCUGGAGGAGGUGAACAUGUACAUCGAGCUCCCCAAGAACGUGCCCACCAAGCUGAUUCAGUGUGUGAUCCAGGCCGGCCACGUUGAGGUCGGCAUUCGCGGCCACCCGCCCUACCUCAACCAUGACCUUAUGCACCCCGUGAAGACCGAUUCGUCUUUCUGGACGAUAGAGGACGGUGAAUUGCAUAUCACUCUGCAAAAAAGGGAAAAGGGGAAAGCAUGGGCAUCUCCAAUAAAAGGCCAAGGUAGCUUAGAUCCAUAUGCUGCAGACCAGGAACAGAAACGGCUUAUGCUGCAAAGGUUUCAAGAAGAGAAUCCAGGGUUUGAUUUUUCGCAGGCUCAGUUCAGUGGUACCUGCCCUGACCCAAGGACCUUCAUGGGUGGAAUUCACACUGAUUGAAGAAGCUCGGCUCAAAAAAUCUUGCUGGAUCAUUGACGUAUCUUGUCAAAUGCGACAACUGUACCUAUCGCAUAUGUUAAUUGUGAAAACAAUGUGUUUUCGGAUUAUUCAGUGUUUACCCUGGAAAUAAUGAUGAUGUGUGAUGUUGACCUUCUCGCCGAUCAUGCCAAGGUGAAACUUUGUUGCUGAACCUGCUCUAUCCACUGAACCUAAUAAGAGUCCCUCGAUGGUGGGAACAUUAUGCA